Molecule: messenger RNA, 1575 nt
Organism: Silurus meridionalis
Lineage: Eukaryota; Metazoa; Chordata; Actinopteri; Siluriformes; Siluridae
Product: transmembrane protein 74
Exons: 2
Coding region: 217-1029 (270 amino acids)
Source: RefSeq, a predicted model, not a curated record
ACGGACAAGCGUUAACAGGCUCGGUAACCAAUCAGUGUGCGUUAUAUUCGGUCUUAAUGUCAAUUGUUCCGGUAAGUGGCGGCGUCCUUGCGGAACAGAAGACUGCGCGGUCUUGAGACGUGCCGGGAUGCGACCACGUUUAACUGCGCACAAAGGAUUUCCUGAGCAAGUGGUAAUGUUGCUGUCUUGAUGGAGUGAUCUUUCAGCCAGAAUCCAAUGGCCUCUGUGGAGCUGCUUUACAUAGAUAAAGAGAGAGGACGAGACAAUCCAAUGAAAAUCCCCGAUCGGGUUUUUCAAGAGACAAAUUGUCUGCCUGAAGAAAUGACCCCCAAGGAACACGAAAGCAGUUUGCAUGGGAAAGCUGACGUCGGCGAGCUUCAGCGUCAUUCAGCACCAAAGAUGACCCCCAGCAAAGGCAAGCACUUUCAUCAGGAGAAGGUCAGAGUGUGUUGUGACGAGGAGCUGGAGACGUCUUUCACUUACGUUGAUGAAAACGUCAAUCUGAGACUGGCCACUCCAGACACAAGUGAGAAAAGCCUCCAUGAUGGGACGCCUUGUCCUGACUCCCCAAACGAGAACCGCCUUGAAUUUUCCUUAAUGUCCGACCUGACUUCUGAGAGCUCAGGAAAGCCGGUAGAUUAUGGAUUCAUCAGUGCCGUCACCUUCCUGGUGACAGGAAUAACUUUAGUGAUCAUAUCUUAUUCUGUCCCUCGUGACUCGGGAGUAAACCCAGACACUGUCUCUGCUCGAGAGAUGGAGAGACUCGAGAGCGAGAGUGCAAGGCUCGGGGCGCACCUGGACCGGUGUGUUAUUGCUGGGCUCUGCCUUCUCACGUUAGGCGGGGUAGUGCUUUCAACUCUGUUGAUGAUUUCAAUGUGGAAAGGAGAGAUGUACAGGAGAAAGGCCUUCUCAUAUUCCAAGCACUCAGCAAAGUUGUAUGGCUCGACUAAUUUGAGAACAAAAUCAAGCUCCGCUCACUCAUCAGCACACAAUUUUGUUGAGGAAGACUCUGGUGGUAAUCCAAGUUAAUUUUUUUUCUCUCCGUAAACCUAUGUAGAAGAUUGCAGCAUACCCCCAAAAAAUGCUGCUGUUGUUUUGAAGGACUUUUCCACUGCACACUGGUCCAUAAUCCAAAUAAUCUAGAAUUAGUCUUGUCUAGGUAAAGCACCUGGGUCACUUUCUCCUCACAAAGCAUUUAUUUGAUAGCAGAGGCUUGUGGAUUGGCAGCAUCAUUUUUUUUUGCAGCACUAACAAUAGCACCAGAUCCAUUUUUUUUAUACAUGCCCUGAUGAGGGCUUCCACAAACUUCUGUUGUACUUGAAAUUUUUAGACGUUACUACUGAAAAUUGCUGUGCCUUAAGGUAAUUCUAUGUAGCUAGUGUUUUUUCCCCUCCUUGUGUGAUACCACGACAAUUCUGUGACAAUCCAAUUUCACUAUACAAACUGCGUUAUUUAUCUUCACUGGUACGUCCCUGUUUGGUAUCCGUAUAAGAAGAGUAACCAAAUUUGUUGUCGGCAUUUAUUCUGCAAAAAAACUUAUCUUAAGUAAAAACAUCUUGAAUGUAGUAAAAUGUU